Ascochyta rabiei is the source of this 1392-nucleotide messenger RNA. RefSeq lists its product as uncharacterized. The transcript has a single exon. Bases 1 to 1392 code for a protein of 463 amino acids. The record is from RefSeq and is a predicted model, not a curated record. NCBI's taxonomy places the organism in Eukaryota, Fungi, Ascomycota, Dothideomycetes, Pleosporales, Didymellaceae.
AUGGGAACUUCCAAGCAAGUCGGCCCUCCUACCGACUUUCCCAGUACCCACGGCAACAGCUUGCUAAAACCCAACGGCGACCCAGCUUCCAAGACACGAGCCAAUGGCGACAAAGGCGAAAGAGUGGACGUCGAUAUGAAGGAUACCAUCGCUAUCUUGGAGGCUGAGCUUAUCAGCUGCGAGGAUGAGCUCAAACAAACGCGAGAGAAGUACACGAUGCAGAAGAUCAAGAGGGAAAAGCUUGAAAAUGAAUGGAGCAUCCAAAAUGAUGCUUUGAAGAAGGGUGAAGCGGAUCGCGAGUGUUAUGCCGAAAUUAUAGAUCAAGUGCUGAAGGAGUGCACGAUCCCGUACGCCAAACAACAUGGGAUCUCGCCAGAGAAAUGGUCGAGAGAAUCUUUCGAUGACGUCAUGGCACUUCUGGGUCGCGAUGCUCUGAAUGCUAAAUCGCUGCAAGAUCAGGUACAAGGUCUGCGAGCGGAGCGACAAGUCUUGCAAAAGGAGGUUGGAGCUUUGCAGAACGACAUGUUGGCCAAAGUCAAGAAGAUCCAGACUGUGAACGAUGAGGCGUUCGCGCAGGAAUUCCGCAACAUCACCUCCCUCAUCAAGACGCUGAGCCGUGAGGUUCGCUACACCAGCCAGGAGAACAUCGUUGACAUCCUCGCCUCCGGAACGUUGCUCACUGAUGUGUCCCGAGCCCAUUGGGACAGGCGAGCCAACAGGAAGUCCCUGACUGAAGCCUGGUUCUGGUCCGUCCUGGUCGACAACGUCUUCCGAUCUCCCUUCGCAUCUUUUGGAGAGCGAUGCGACAUCCUAAGUGCAGUCUGGCAGUCCUUGUUCGAGGACCAACACUGCAACGGUUGGCCAACUCCCACGGCCCUGUCCGAAACAUGGCGCCACACAACGAUGGAUCAAAUGGUGGAAAAGAUCGAACAAGAUGUUGACGGUGCUAAGCAGCUGAAGCAGCAGUACCGAUACCUUCAAGAGGACAUCGUCGAAUUUCGCAAUAGCAUCAUCAUGUCGCUGCAAUCAGGAUUGUCGAAGGAGUCCUCUACGAAACACUCACCGAAGAUCAUACAACUUGUCGACAAAGCUUUCGCUCUGGCAACCAAGAUGAGCGUCCAGCGUGCACGCCUCCAAGUCACCUACCCCAAGGUUGGAGAGAACUUCGACGAGCAUGUGAUGGCGCCCCUCUCAAGCGUAGACGGCGACCACACCGAAAAUGGCGUUGUGGCAUUCAUUGUGAACCCAGGCCUCACGAAGUGGGGAGAUGCACAUGGCAAGAACCUUGACCAUCGCUACGACAUUCUGCCGUCUCUGGUACAGCUGGAGAGGCAGGUGCCAAAGGAGACGAUCGAUUCUGCCAACGCUGACGUUGUGAAGCGUAAAGCGUAA